Molecule: messenger RNA, 363 nt
Organism: Cannabis sativa
Lineage: Eukaryota; Viridiplantae; Streptophyta; Magnoliopsida; Rosales; Cannabaceae
Product: secreted RxLR effector protein 161-like
Exons: 1
Coding region: 1-363 (120 amino acids)
Source: RefSeq, a predicted model, not a curated record
AUGAAUCCUGUUGUGCACCUUACAAGAGAUGGGGAACCAUUUGAACACCCUGAAAAGUAUCACAAGUUGGUUAAAAAGUUGAAUUAUCUUACUGUGACUCGUCCAUAUAUUACAUUCUAUGUUAAUGUGGUCAGACAGUUUAUAUCAUCUCCAACAAUUCAUCAUUGGGAAACAUUAGAGCAAAGUUUGUGUUAUUUGAAAGGAGCACCUGAACCAGACAUCGUGUACACAAAUCAUGGGCACACUCAUAUUAAGCAUUUCUCAAACGCAGAUUUGGCAGGUUCUAAGGUCGAUAGAAGAUCCACUUCAGGUUACUGUAUUUUUGUUGAAUGGAAUUCGAUUUCUGGGAAGAAUAAGAAGUAG